Scophthalmus maximus (turbot) is the source of this 1003-nucleotide messenger RNA. Its product is annotated as barH-like 1 homeobox protein. The transcript is spliced from 3 exons. NCBI's taxonomy places the organism in Eukaryota, Metazoa, Chordata, Actinopteri, Pleuronectiformes, Scophthalmidae. The coding region runs from base 33 to 857 and encodes 274 amino acids. Gene Ontology annotation, biological process: regulation of DNA-templated transcription. The record is from RefSeq and is a predicted model, not a curated record. Gene Ontology annotation, molecular function: DNA binding; DNA-binding transcription factor activity, RNA polymerase II-specific.
ACCAUCCAUCUGACUCUGUCUCUGAAGUUGGAAUGUUUGAUUUGACUUCCGGACUCGGAGCUCCUCUGACUGGUCCACCGGAGAUGGAGGUUUCUGCCUCCAGGUUCCUCAUCGACUCGCUCCUCUCCCUCGGGCCGGAGCCUCGGGAGCUCGUCCCGCCUCCUUCCCCGCGGAGAGAACUUGUUCCCCGGGUGGAGUCUCCUCCACUGCCCGGUCACCUGCAGCCCCGCUCCGCCGGCUCCUCGUUUCUGAUCCGGGACAUCUUAGCGGCCCCGGGACCGGGACCGGGACCGGGACCGGAUGAAGACACGAGUCUGAGAGCGCCGGACCCGACCCCGGACCCGGACCUGGACCCGACCCCGGAAACGACCCCGGGCCUGGACCCGACCCCGACCCCGGGCCCGGGCCCGGACCCGACCCCGACCCCGACCCCGGACCCGGACCUGGACCCGACACCAGACCCGGACCCGGACCCGGACCGGACCCCGGGUCAGAAGAAGACCCGUAAAGCCCGCAGCGCGUUCAGCGAGCAGCAGCUGUCGAGGCUGGAGAGAAGCUUCCAGAAGCAGAAGUACCUGAGUGUCCAGGACCGGAUGGACCUGUCCACCCGACUACAGAUGAGUGACGGACAGGUGAAGACCUGGUACCAGAACCGCAGGACCAAGUGGAAGCGUCAGUCGGCUGCAGGUCUGGAGCUGCUGGCUGAAGCCGGCAGGAUGUUCCUGCCCGCACACUUCCUGUACCCUCCUGCCCCGCCCACACCGGAGCUAUACCUGUACAGAGGCCACACCCACCACCACACAGCCCCGCCCCUGCUGCACCACAUCCUGGCCCACACGGAACCACAUGCCCGCUGACAGCAUCCCACUGGGAGGUCUGGGGUGACCUGUAGGACUGGGAGGACUUGUAGGAGUGUGGGGGACUUGUAGGACUGUGGGGACUUGUUGGACUGUGGGGGACUUGUAGGACUGUGGGGACUUGUAGGACUGUGGGGACUUGUUGG